Molecule: messenger RNA, 240 nt
Organism: Penicillium brevicompactum
Lineage: Eukaryota; Fungi; Ascomycota; Eurotiomycetes; Eurotiales; Aspergillaceae
Exons: 2
Coding region: 1-240 (79 amino acids)
Source: RefSeq, a predicted model, not a curated record
AUGUCUGAUCUACUCGCAGAGCCCAAGCACCGCAAGGGAAGCUUUGGAGGCUUCAUGGACCGCAUCCUCCAUCCUGGUACCCAUGAAGAAAAGGAACACCUUGCCGAGAACGCGGGUGAACACGAGCCUCAGCACGAAGGUGAGGCAAAGAAGGAAGGUGAAAUGGACAAGGUCAAGGACUAUAUUAAGAAGGAUGAGGAGAUGGAGGCAGAGGGCAGAACUUAUGGAGACUUGAUGUGA